This is a messenger RNA of Cladocopium goreaui, 3968 nucleotides long. NCBI's taxonomy places the organism in Eukaryota, Dinophyceae, Suessiales, Symbiodiniaceae. The record is from the annotation of a GenBank genome assembly.
AUGGCCUCUAAGAAGCAGACCAUGGCAGCAGCUGCAGGCGCAGCAGCCCUCUUUGGCACUGCCACCUUCGUCACAUCUGCCGGAUCCAGCGGCAAUCUGCGCGCCACAGUGCGUUCAUCCAACCGAGCAGCUGCGGAGGCUCCCAGUACUUCCAAGACCGGCUUUCAACUCACCGCCACCGCGGCGGCAUGCGUGAUGGCGGCGCAGGGGCGCAAGGCAGUGACUGCGUCCAAGCAUCAGGUGACUUUGACUGCUUUCGAGAACGAGUUGGGCGUUCAGGCGCCGGUCGGCUUCUGGGACCCCGUUGGGUUCACUUCGGACGGUGAUGUGGCUGUCUUCAAGCGCCGCCGAUCCGUGGAAUUGAAACACGGACGCAUCUCCAUGAUGGCCACCAUGGGAUACAUCACUCCAGAGGUCACUGGCAAACUGCCUGGAUUCCUUUCUCCAUCUGCUGGCCUCAAGUUCGCUGACAUCCCUAAUGGGCUUGCGGCAAUCUCGAAGGUGCCAGUGGCAGGAUGGGCUCAGAUCGCUGCGUACUUUGGCUUUGUCGAGUUCAGCGGUGGCUUCGAUGACUACAAGAGCGGCACUCCUGGUGACUAUGGGUUCAAGGUCUUGACUUCUUCUGAUCCCGAGGAGGAAACCAAGAAGCUGUCGGCCGAGCUGGCCAACGGCAGACUGGCCAUGAUGGCGAUCAUCGGCAUGUUCUUUCAGGAUGGCUUGACUGGAAGCGCCUGGGGUGACUGGGCCAACUACACCGCAUCUCCUUUGCGUGCCUUCGAGAACGAGAUGGGUGCCCAGCCUCCCUUCGGAUUUUGGGAUCCAGUUGGAUUCACAGCUGACGGUGAUGUUGAUGCCUACAAGCGCCGUCGUCAGACUGAAAUCAAGCAUGGUCGCAUUGCGAUGCUUGCUACCAUGGGUUACAUGACACCAGAAAUCACCGGCAAAUGGCCGGGAUUCCUUUCUCCUUCGGCUGGCCUUAAGUUCGAAGACGUCCCAAAUGGUUUGGCGGCUAUUUCCAAAGUCCCUGUGGAAGGAUGGGCUCAGAUCUUGGGAUGGAUGGCAUUCUGCGAAACAUCCAAGAGCCAGGCUCCCGGAACUCCUGGUGCAGUGGGUGACUUCGGAUGGAAACUGAUCACAUCCGAUGACCCAGUGGUCAAGGAGCGCAAGCUCGCAUCGGAGCUUGCCAACGGCCGUUUGGCCAUGGUGGCUAUCAUGGGCAUGUUCUUCCAGGAUGGUUUGACCGGAAGUGCAUUCGGAGACUUUGCCAUCAAGCAGGGAUCAGCAUGGCUUGCAUUCGAGAACGAGUUGGGUGUUCAGGCGCCUGUUGGUUUCUGGGAUCCAGCCGGUUUUACGGCCGACGGAAGUGUGGAGAACUUCAAGCGACGUCGCCAGACAGAACUUAAGCAUGGAAGAAUCUCAAUGUUGGCUACGAUGGGAUAUAUUACACCGGAGAUCACAGGGAAAUUUCCAGGCUACUUAUCUCCAUCCGCCGGUUUGAAGUUCGCCGAUGUGCCUAACGGUUUGGCUGCCAUCUCAAAGGUCCCAGCCGCAGGAUGGGGCCAAAUCCUGGCAUACAUGGCCUUCUGCGAGGUUUCCCAGGACCAGUCUGCUGGAACUCCUGCUGCUGCAGGCGACUUUGGAUUCAAGGUGUUGACUUCUUCCGACCCUGCUGAGAAGACCAAGAAGCUCUCUGCCGAACUUGCUAACGGAAGACUGGCGAUGAUGGCCAUCAUUGGUAUGUUCUUUCAGGACGGCUUGACUGGAAGCGCCUGGGGUGACUGGGCCAACUACACCGCAUCUCCUUUGCGUGCCUUCGAGAACGAGAUGGGUGCCCAGCCUCCCUUCGGAUUUUGGGAUCCAGUUGGAUUCACAGCUGACGGUGAUGUUGAUGCCUACAAGCGCCGUCGUCAGACUGAAAUCAAGCAUGGUCGCAUUGCGAUGCUUGCUACCAUGGGUUACAUGACACCAGAAAUCACCGGCAAAUGGCCGGGAUUCCUUUCUCCUUCGGCUGGCCUUAAGUUCGAAGACGUCCCAAAUGGUUUGGCGGCUAUUUCCAAAGUCCCUGUGGAAGGAUGGGCUCAGAUCUUGGGAUGGAUGGCAUUCUGCGAAACGUCCAAGAGCCAGGCUCCUGGAACUCCUGGUGCAGUGGGUGACUUCGGAUGGAAACUGAUCACAUCCGAUGACCCAGUGGUCAAGGAGCGCAAGCUCGCAUCGGAGCUUGCCAACGGCCGUUUGGCCAUGGUGGCUAUCAUGGGCAUGUUCUUCCAGGAUGGUUUGACCGGAAGUGCAUUCGGAGACUUUGCCAUCAAGCAGGGAUCAGCAUGGCUUGCAUUCGAGAACGAGUUGGGUGUUCAGGCGCCUGUUGGUUUCUGGGAUCCAGCCGGUUUUACGGCCGACGGAAGCGUGGAGAACUUCAAGCGACGUCGCCAGACAGAACUUAAGCAUGGAAGAAUCUCAAUGUUGGCUACGAUGGGAUAUAUUACACCGGAGAUCACAGGGAAAUUUCCAGGCUACUUAUCUCCAUCCGCCGGUUUGAAGUUCGCCGAUGUGCCUAACGGUUUGGCUGCCAUCUCAAAGGUCCCAGCCGCAGGAUGGGGCCAAAUCCUGGCAUACAUGGCCUUCUGCGAGGUUUCCCAGGACCAGUCUGCUGGAACUCCUGCUGCUGCAGGCGACUUUGGAUUCAAGGUGUUGACUUCUUCCGACCCUGCUGAGAAGACCAAGAAGCUCUCUGCCGAACUUGCUAACGGAAGACUGGCGAUGAUGGCCAUCAUCGGUAUGUUCUUUCAGGACGGCUUGACUGGAAGCGCCUGGGGUGACUGGGCCAACUACACCGCAUCUCCUUUGCGUGCCUUCGAGAAUGAGUUGGGUGUUCAGGCACCCAUUGGGUUCUUCGACCCCUUUGGCAUGACCAAGGACGGCGACAUGGAGGCCUUCAAGCGUCGUCGGGCCACGGAGUUGAAGAACGGUCGUGUUGCCAUGCUGGCGACCAUGGGAUACAUUGUCCCGGAGUACUUUCGCUUUCCAGGAUUUUGCUCCCCCUCGGAGGGUGUGAAGUUCGCAGACAUUCCCAAUGGCCUUGCAGCCAUCAGCAAGGUGCCAGCUGCUGGAUGGACUCAGUGGUUCCUCUUCCUGGGACUCAUUGAGAAAGGUGUGUACACCUAUGACCCCACCAGGUCCCCGGGGGACUUCAAGAACGCAGGUGUUCUGGGUGUUCCUAAUGGAAGCACCAUGGUGCCCGGAGAGGGCCGCAACCGCAAGCUGAACUCGGAGCUGGCCAAUGGCCGCCUGGCCAUGAUGGCUAUCAUCGGCAUGUUCUUUCAGGACGGCCUUACCGGAAGCGCCUGGGGUGACUGGGCGCAGUACACCGAUUCUCCCUUGCGCGCCUUUGAGAAUGAGCUCGGGGUGCAGGCCCCAGUGGGCUACUGGGAUCCUAUGGGCAUGUCCAAGGACGGUGAUCUGAAGACCUUCCGCCGUCGUCGCGAGGCUGAGCUGAAGAAUGGCCGUGUGGCGAUGUUCGCCACGAUAGGAUUCAUCACGCCCGAGUAUUUUCGCUUCCCCGGUUACCUGUCGCCCGCCAAGGAGCUGAAGUUCAGCGAUGUGCCCAACGGCCUGGCGGCCUUUUCGAAGGUGCCUUUGACGGGUUGGAUCCAGAUCCUGAUCUUCUGCGGCAUGGUGGACUUCGGGCUCUACAGGGCCGAUGACUCCCGAGACCCUGGUGACUACGAGAAUGCCGGCAUCCUGGGUGUGCCCAACGCCAGUGGCCCCAUGAGCGACGUGGAGGGACGCAAGAGGAAACUGAACUCCGAACUGGCCAACGGCCGCCUUGCCAUGGUGGCGAUCACCGGUAUGCUCUUCCAAAACGGAAUGUUUGGCACUACCGGUCCUGCCAUGUGGGGCUUCGAAGCGUGAGGUACCCGGGUAGCUUUGUGCGACCGGUGGACCAUGGAACACAGGAAGGGGAAAAGAAG